GUUAAUCGGAAAGUUGAUAUCCAGAUGAAGCAUGACGGAUCACAAUUAUCCGCUCUGAGCCCACCUCUUUUGAAGCCCCGUUCGUCUAGAAAUUUGCCUAUAUAUGCAGGUAUACAUAGACCUCCUUCUCACUGCAAUAAGAACUACCUAUCAACGAGUUUUUUUUUGAGAACGAGAGCUGCAGUGUUUCAGACGACCACUAUCUUGAAAUGGGUCAAACUUUGUCACUUGAAGACACCAUUAGAGCAGAGGCAAAGAGCCACAACAACGUUCACUUAAUGUUGGUUGAUGGAAUGUCUAAGCUAAUGACUCGACAAGUUGAGAAUUGUGUGUCAUCGGAUUUCUAUGUUGGUGGUCUAAAAUGGAACAUCGUUAUCUUGCAACAGCAGGACUGCCUGUACUUUGUUCUGGCUAUCACGGACAGCAAGUGUAUCGGUUCUAAUUGGAAAGUCAAUUGCAACGUCACACUUACCAUAUACUCUGCCACUUCUUCAUUCCUUAACCACAACCGCUGGACUUGGUUUUGUUUCGACGCAAACAAUACUACAUUAUUGGUAAGCAUCCCAGUCAAGAACAUGCAGGACUUUACUGUGAACGACAAAUCGGUUUUCUCAGCCGAGAUCACAAACGUCAUCCCGCAAUCCCUCGACGUUGGGUGGACCCCUCGAACCAUGGGGACAGCAGAAAGCAUUAAACUAAUGGAGGUGGAGAGGAACAAGUCUAAAUUCACUUGGAAGAUUACUCACUUUUCCACCUUCGUUGGUGAACAUCAUUCCUCGUACCAGUUCACGGUUGGACCACGCAAAUGGUACCUACGGAUGUAUCCAAAAGGAACCUCAGAGGGGAAAGGAAAUUCAUUGUCUUUGUAUUUGCAUGCGUCCGAUUACGUGACUGGUCCAAAUACAAAAACAUUGGCCGUCUUUAAACUGCGAGUGUUGGACCAACUCAAACGCAAUCACCAUGAAAUAGGCCAGCAGUUCUGGUUUGGCACUGAUGGACAAAAGGGAGAACCCAAGUUUUUGGCGCUGGAGGAACUGCACAAGGCUUCAAACGGAUAUUUGGUGAACGAUCAGAUAUAUAUCGGUGUUGAGUUUUUCUAUAUCUCCGCUACUCAGAAUAUGAUCUGAUUGUUAUCAAUGGAUUCAACCCGGAUUCAAUUAAGGCCACAACAAUAAAUAUCUCCUGGAGAGAAACUUAUCUACCUAUUAUUCGUGACAAAAAAAAAAUCUACCACUAUUAUACUAAUUUGCAUAUCAUGGUGUGUUUAGAUUUGCAAAAAUAAAAAGAUCAAAUCGGUUGCUUGCACUGUCUGGCAUGAUAACAUUCAACCGAAUCUGAUGCUAUGUAUUAUAUAUGUAUUAUUCUCAUGAGGAGAAAGCUGCUUAGUGUGUGCGCGCUUAUGUACCUUUCUUCUGUAAUAUUUAUGUAUGUGUGUGUAUCUAA
Brassica napus (rape) is the source of this 1443-nucleotide messenger RNA. RefSeq lists its product as uncharacterized. The record is from RefSeq and is a predicted model, not a curated record. Bases 210 to 1127 code for a protein of 305 amino acids. The transcript has 6 exons. Lineage: Eukaryota; Viridiplantae; Streptophyta; Magnoliopsida; Brassicales; Brassicaceae. Gene Ontology annotation, molecular function: protein binding.